This is a messenger RNA of Seriola dumerili (greater amberjack), 3640 nucleotides long. It is a transcript of the gene dennd1a, whose product is annotated as DENN domain containing 1A. The transcript is spliced from 23 exons. The coding region runs from base 95 to 3130 and encodes 1011 amino acids. Lineage: Eukaryota; Metazoa; Chordata; Actinopteri; Carangiformes; Carangidae. Gene Ontology annotation, molecular function: guanyl-nucleotide exchange factor activity; phosphatidylinositol phosphate binding. Gene Ontology annotation, cellular component: cytosol; clathrin-coated vesicle. Gene Ontology annotation, biological process: endocytic recycling; endocytosis. The record is from RefSeq and is a predicted model, not a curated record.
UCUGUGUGACAGGCUAGCAUCAGAAAAACAUCUCCGGACAGACGCGUCUGCGCACUGAUAUCGGCUGCCAGCGACGGCGGGGCGAGGAAUAAGGAUGGGGUCCCGAAUAAAGGAGAGCCCAGAGUCCACGUUUGAGGCGUAUCUGGAGGUUUCCCAUCCAGGCACACACAGCUCCAAGCCGGAGGUGCGGAGGCAGUUCCCUGAAGACUACACAGACCAGGAAACUCUUCAGACUGUGCCCAAGUUCUGUUUCCCCUUCAGCAUGGACAGCCUGACAGUCAACCAGGUCGGACAGAACUUCACUUUUGUCUUGACUGACAUUGAGAGCAAACAGAGAUUUGGCUUCUGUCGCCUGUCCUCAGGUGCACACACCUGCUACUGCAUUCUCAGCUACCUGCCCUGGUUUGAAGUCUUCUACAAGCUGCUUAAUAUCCUGGCAGAUUACACUAUCAAAGGCCAGGAAAGCCAGUGGCAGGAGCUCCUGUUAUCACUACAUGAACUCCCCAUCCCUGAGCCGGGGGUCCCGGUUCAUCUUGGUGUGCAUUCCUUCUUCACUGUGCCUGACACGAGGGAACUCCCCAGCAUACCUGAGAACAGAAACCUAACAGAGUACUUUGUAGCAGUAGAUGUCAAUAACAUGCUUCAUCUGUACGCUAGUAUGCUUUAUGAACGUCGAAUCCUCAUCUGCUGUAGCAAACUAAGCACUUUAACAGCUUGUGUCCAUGGGUCUGCAGCCAUGUUGUAUCCAAUGCACUGGCAACAUGUUUACAUUCCUGUCCUGCCUCAGCAUCUGUUAGACUACUGCUGUGCCCCAAUGCCCUACCUCAUCGGAGUACAUUCCAGCCUGAUGGAGAAAGUCCGAGGGAUGGCUCUGGAUGAUGUGGUUGUCCUGAAUGUGGACACAAACACCCUGGAAACCCCCUUCGACGACCUCCAGAGCCUGCCCAACGAUGUGGUGUCGUCUUUAAAAAGUCGUCUGAAGAAGGUUUCCACGACAACGGGGGACGGCGUAGCUCGAGCCUUCCUCAAGAGUCAGGCGGCUCUGUUCGGCAGCUACAGGAACGCUCUGCAGAUAGAGUCGGGAGAGCCGAUAACAUUUAAUGAAGAAACCUUUGUGAAUCAUCGCUCCAGUGCCAUGAGACAGUUCCUGCAGAACGCCAUUCAGCUGCAGCUCUUCAAACAGUUCAUUGACGGCCGUCUGGACCUGCUGAACUCAGGGGAAGGUUUCAGUGACAUCUUCGAGGAGGAGAUCAACAUGAGUGAAUACGCAGGCAGUGACAAGACCUACCACCAGUGGCUGUUCACUGUGAAGAAAGGGGGCGGGGCUAUCUUCAACACAGUGAAGACCAAGGCGAACCCGGCCAUGAAGACCGUUUACAAGUUUGCUAAGGAUCACGCUAAGAUGCGUAUAAAGGAAGUGAAGAGCCGCUUGAAGCAGAAGGAGCAGGCGGAAAACGGCCUCUCUACCGGAGGAUCCGCAGUCAUCGAUGAUGACGGCUCAGCGGGCGUUACCUCCUCCACCGGUGCAGUCAGGAGGGAGGGGCCACUGCACACCUGGGAUGACCACAGGCCAAUCACCGUGCACUUUGGACAGGUUGGCAGAAAUGAUCCUGAAAUGGCGCGGCCCCCCAUGUUGUUGAAGAGACCGAGCAGCAAUGUGAGUCUGGAAAGCAGCGUUGACCACUCUAUCCGUCCCACUCGUCACUACACAGUCUUUCUCUCGGAGGAUUCGUCCGGAGACGAGCUCCAGUACGACGAUGACUCCAUCUCUGGGUUUCCUGACAGCUUUCUCUUCUCCGUCCCUUUUGAGUGGUCGCCUCUGCCACAGCCGUACCGCUCCCUGAAGGAGGUGGAGUUGAUAGAAGGGGAUGAUCCUGGUUUUGGGGCAGAGAGUCACACUGCCCCUCCCAGCCCAGUCAACGAAAAGUUCUCCAACAUCAACCUGCUUGGCGAUAUCUUUGGCUGCCACGACGAGCCGGACAGCCAGCCGAUGACCUUGGCUAAAAGCCUCGAGGACCUGAGGACCCCCAAAGACCCUGGGGAGCUACAAGCCAAGUUUACCUACCAGCGGAUGGACCUGAGUGUCGGCGAACACUCGCGAACGCUGCCGGGCCUCAAGCUCUCCAACCCUUACAACAAGCUGUGGAGCGUAGGCCAGGAUGAAACGGCCUUGCCUGUUUGUGCGCCCCCUCCCUGUGACAGACCUCCGUCUGUCCAACUUCCUGUGCAGCCAGAAGCCCACUCCCCAAGCUGUGAAAUCUCUGGCCUGGGCCCCGACCCUCUGGAGCCCUCCACCCCCGGCAACAUCACCAUUCCACGUCCACACGGAAGAAAGACGCCGGAGCUUGGUACGGUCCUCGCGCCACCGGUGGCCCAGUCACGCUCUAAAGCAGCAGGAGCCAGUGAGGGAAGGACUACAUUAGGGGGGCAAGAGUUCAGGCAAGCGCUGAGCAUGACUACAGAUGAAGACCUGCUGAAGCCCAGCAGGGACAGUAUAGAUCUGAUUAGCCUUCUAGACCCCCUCAACAGCUCAGCACAGACCAGCUCCACUUCACUACAUGACGGGGUAGAUAUUGGUAUGUCGUCCUCUUCCUGCAAACCAACGCUACCCCCCAGGUCGUACCCACAGGGCUUGCCUCCUUACCCAGUGCACCCUCACAUAUCACUCAACCCCUUUGCCCAGGUUCUGCAGCACACCUCCUCUCACAUGCACUACUCACCGACUGUCAGUGGGAACCCCUUCAGUGCAGUCUGUGGGCCCCCACCAGGCUCCUACCUACACACUCCACAGCAGCCACAGUCCUUCUCCACACUACCAGGGCUCUACAGACAGCAUUCACCGGGCAGUUCCACCCUGCCGCCCAGCUACGGACUGCUCCAGUCGACCUUCCCCUCCUCCGUCACCUCCCUGCCUCCCUCCUCUGCUAGCAAUCACGCCCUUUCCAGCCUGGCAGACUCCAUGUCUGCCCCCCCCACAGCUAUGAACCCUCUGGCAAAGCCGCUUCGUGCUGAGGGCGACAGCCAGAAGACUCAGGAUCCCUUCGGGGACCUGCUGACUAUGGCCAAGCCCGCUACACCACAGAAAAAGAAGGUGGAGGACCUUCGGAGGAGGUGGGAGACAUUUGACUAAAACCUGUGAAUAUGUGUUGAGGUGCUCGUCUCUGUCACUACGCAAACUUCCCUUACUACUGUAUCAGGACCUUCCGUUGCAGUUACUGACACAUUAGCUCUGACACACUCUGAGUUUGUUUUGUAAGAUUAAAACAUCUGUGGGUUCUGUUUUACUUCAGGUUAUGUAUCAGCAAAGUUUUGAUCAUGGAUUGGAAAGCAGUGAAUACCAGAGUUAGUAAAUAUGGUAAAACAUUAGCUAAUUAAGAUUAAAUUGUUUCCCUUACACGCUACCAGCAACAUUACAGGUGCUUUCAGGCAGUAAACAGCUGCUGAAUUAGGCAGCAGUGGCAGGUAGAGCCUGAAUGUACGGUCCUACUGAUACUCACCGUGUCACCAUGGCAACCAGAGAAGCCAUGCAAAGAAAGAUUAUGUUGGAGGAUCUGAGUUCCCGGAAUCGUACACCCCCUCAGCAGCAGCGAUCAUGGUUAAUGUUAAUGGUGUAAUAUGGCUCACCAUUUCCUCUACAUUA